GGAGGGGGAUCAUAACCACUAAGGAUUCUACAACUUAUAAGGACAUUUAAUGGCUGCAUUUUUGGUGAUGACAAAAGCAUCUAUUAUUUGGAAUGAAUUUUACAUCAAGAGAGUUACGGUUAGUAAAGGUCAGAAGAAGAAAGUAACAUGCCGUGGUUGUCGUAAGUCGUGUUCCGGUGAAGUUCUCCGUGUCCAGAAUGAGUAUUUUCACCUCAAGUGUUUCCGAUGUUGUCUUUGUGCCAGUGCUCUAUCACAAGGAGGUUUCUUCACUAAAGAUGGCAAGUACUACUGCGGUACGGACUACCAGGAGCAGUUUGGUACUAAAUGUAAAGCAUGUGGAGACUACUUAGAAGGAGAAGUCGUUACAGCUCUAGGAGAUACCUACCAUAAAUUCUGCUUUGUCUGUGCUAGAUGCGGGCAUGCCUUCGAUAGCGGUGAUGAAGUUUCACUUGACAAGAGACUAGGCUGCUGUUUCUGUCUUCAAUGUCAUCUUCAGUGCAGCCUCUGUAGGCUGACUAUAUCCCCUGGGGAGAAGGUGACAUAUAAUGGCAAUGAUGUCCUAUGCACUAAAUGUAGCCCUACUGCUAAAGAUGGACCUCCUAAUGGUACACUCCCUACCACCAAGGACAAGAAAAGCUCCAAGUCCAAAUCAUCCAACAAACCUAAGCAAGCUGUUGCUGCAACCAUACGUUGUGCCCAUUGCAGUCAUGAGAUAGUGAAUGGACAGGCUCUGAUAGCUCUAGAGAAACAUUGGCACGUUACUUGCUUCAAGUGUGCCGUCUGUAGCAAACCUCUUAGUGCUGAAUACAUGGGAAGGGAAGGGAAGCCUUAUUGUGAGAAACAUUAUCAGCAAAACUUUGGAGUAAAAUGUUCCCACUGUGAGCAGUUCAUUACAGGCCGAGUGCUGGAGGCAGGAGAUAAGAGGUAUCAUCCAACAUGUGCCAAGUGUGGUCGUUGUGGAAGUCACUUCACCGAAGGAGAAGAUAUGUACAUACAGGGUACUGAAAUCUGGCAUCCUGACUGCAGUAAAAACCUAAGGAUUGUAGAUUUGUCUCCUUUAAAACUAAAGGAGAAUGCUAUGCUGUAUGAUUACAACCGAAACCGAUUGACAUCACCUCGUGCAAGAUCCCUGUCACCAAGCAGCAGUAGAUUCCAUUCCCCAUCCUUAACACCAACCCGCUCGUCAAACAGUCUUAGUCCUCAGAGUCCAGACUUCUCUCAGAGUUAUCUCUCUCCUGAUUCUCUGGAUACUAAGAACCUCUACCCAAGGAUUGUCUCAGCAUCUGCUGAACCACCUACAAGUCCUAACUUUCAUCGACCAGAAUAUGUCAACAAGGCUGAGGAUAUUAAAUACAAAGGCCAGACUUCUAGAGUGACCCCCCAGCAGGUGAAAAAAUGGUCUCAUGGGCGUUAUGGUAGACCUAGACCUAAGAGUGCUUUUGAGAGCCUGAUGCCUAAACCUAAACCAGUAAAGGAUGAAGAACUCUCAAUAAACCUCAUCAAGGCAUCUAAGUUCCCUGCUGCUAAGAAGCCACCACCUAAUGAGCCGCUGAAAGUAGAGAGAGAAGACUGGCCUGGUCCUCCAUUCCCACCUAUUAUUAAACGAUGGUGGAGCAAAUCUGUAGGAGAUUUAGACCUUGAUGCCCAAGAGAGAGAACAGGAGAAUGAGAUGAAAGAUGAGGUUGAUAAGAUGCAAUCAGCAUUGGGUAAAGAGAUACUCAAGGAGGAGUUAACUAAGACUAAGGUGGAUAAUCUAGACCCAAGGAGCGCAUCAAGGACACCAUCAGCUAAGAAAGAACCUCCAAUCUCAACAAGAUAUGUAUCAUCAGCAAAUGCAGAGAGAAGUUCCACUUUGCCAGCCAAUAUGCGCAACUUGAGCUUAAGUGAAGCAUACAAGUCUAGUUCCCUGCCUCUGAGUUCAAGAAGUGGUCCUCCAAGCUGGUUCAAUGAUGGUUUAUCUGAUGGAUAUCGUAGCCCAGGAGGUUGCAUGAGUCCUCCAGGUUAUCUUAGCCCUGUUAGUAUCGGAUACCAGACCCCCUUAGGAUUCCAGAGUCCUAAUGGCUACGCCAGCGAUGUAGACUUCGGCAGGAUGGGCUCAUCAGAGGAUGAAUUACGCAUGCUGAGAAUCACUAGAGGGCGCUCUUUGCCAAGCGUCGUUCAGCAAAAGAGGAAUCACUCUAAGGAACAGAUAUCCCCAGCUUCUAAAGAGAAGGGCAAAUCAAUGUCCAACAUUCCGGUGAAACAACAACGAGAGAUUUAUCCCUUGGGAACUCUACUCACAACAAACUACAGAUUGCCAAAAGAUGUUGACAGAAACAACCUAGAGCUUCAUCUGUCACCCGAAGACUUCUUCCGAGCAUUUCAGAUGCCUUAUGAAGAUUACUUUAUGCUACCAAGAUGGCGACAAGUAGAGCUGAAAAAGAUUAGCUUACUUUUUUGACACCUGACAAUUGUGUAUUAUACCCUGCUAUGCUGCCACAAGUUUGCCUUUAGUCUACAAUAUGCAACUUGCUUGAAUAACUCGUUUGGGUGGCUCUUUUUCCUGUGCAGCCUGUUUCAUACAUAGUUGCUUCCUUGAUGAGCGUGUUUUAGUCUGGUAUACAUUUAUCACCAUCAGUGCCAGUGUGUUUGAUUGCACCAUGCAGGUUGGUUACCAUGCAGGUUUGUUACCAGCAUCCAAGACUUGUAAUGUAUAGAGGAAGGCAUAUGCAGACAUGUUAUCAACAUGAGUGUGUUGGGCAUUGUUAGGUCAGUGCAAAUUGGAUGUUACUCCAAUAAUUGGUUCUGUCAUGGAGCAAGCAAGGUCUCAUUUUAUUGGUUUUGUUAAUAAUUAGAAGAAUUUGAUCAGUUAAACACACGUUCUGUGAUUGCAUUAAGGUAGGUUACAAUGAGGUACAACACUUUGAUAGAUUUUGUCUUAAACUUUGCUGCGGUUUUAUCAUUCUUCAAAACAAGGCUGUAUUGCAUUGUCAACCUUCUUGCACUGCCAUAACAAUGUGCUCACCUAUUGCCCCAGACGGAAGGGAAAAUAAUAUUUUUCUUUGGAUCAUUUAAGUAUUGCUGUACAUUUGAUUUAUGGUUUAUUGUAAAGAGAGUAAUGCUUCGCAUGAGGACAGCCUUCAAAAAGUUACAAUGUAUCUCAAGCUUGUUUGAUUUCUUGCUGUCCAACAUUUUAAAAGAGGUGUUCCAUAGAUGGAAGUCUAUAUUAAGAUUCUAUAAUAUGGAAACAAAAGACCUUCCAUGAAUGAAUUAUUUAAUUUAAUGAUUUAAUAUAAUUUCUGUAUUAAGAUUCAUUUUGCUUUCCUCAUAUGAAUCUAUUUUGUAGGCGACUUUACUGUCUGGGUCUAAUCUGGCAAUAAUUAUGGAAAAGGAGUAAGUUGUGGUUUGGGUAACAUUAGUAUGAGUGCAUUGUCAGCCUAUCUCACUGGUUGCAUGUGUUUCUCCAUUUGGUCACAUUACUCUGUUGUGCAGAAAUUCAGCACAAACCACAAGAGUAGAGAAUGGUUACUGUUUGUGAAUGCCAGGGUAGGCACACAGUUAUUAUAAAUCCUCUUCCAUGCUUUACAGGGUAAUGAACAGCAAUGAUCAGGACCCAGUUGUAUCAAAUGUGCUAAGCAUGCAAAUUGUCUAAGCACAUAAUAUCUUGGUAAGCAAGAAAAGGUUACCAGCCAAACACAACAUUGAUAGUGAUUGUCAUUUAUCUGACAGAUAAGACACACCUACAAAUGUCAGAUAAGUUUGCCCAAUUGUAGGUAGGGUCAGAAAGAUAUUUGUGUCGAUUCUGUCCAAAAUUAUUUUGUCUGAAAUUCCCUUCUUGAUUAGAAAAGUACAUGUAUGUCAACAAAUUUGAAUCUCCAAAACAUGAGUUUUGGAAGUAAACAUUUCCAUGGUAUUCAUUUGUGAAAGCUGUGGCCAGUAUGCGGUUGGUGCCUGCUGUCAUAUCACUUAACAUGGAUGGAUUUGAGAGUCUUGAUGACACUGAAAUACUGUGAUGUGUUUUGCUUCUUUCUCACCAAGUAGACACUGUAUUCAGCGGACAUUUUUCACAGAUGACUUUGAUUUAUCUUUCUUGACAAUUUGGCCAAUUAACUUAUGUUAGUUGAACCAUAAAGAAAUGAAGAGAAUGAGCUCGAACGAAGGGACUUCAAAGUCGAACCCGUGGUACCGCGGUCGUUUAACGACACCUCGUA
Molecule: messenger RNA, 4190 nt
Organism: Asterias rubens (European starfish)
Lineage: Eukaryota; Metazoa; Echinodermata; Asteroidea; Forcipulatida; Asteriidae
Product: actin-binding LIM protein 2-like
Exons: 23
Coding region: 50-2440 (796 amino acids)
Biological process (GO): lamellipodium assembly; cytoskeleton organization
Cellular component (GO): actin cytoskeleton
Molecular function (GO): actin filament binding
Source: RefSeq, a predicted model, not a curated record